UCUCUAAUUCCUGUUGGAGCUUUAGAGGAAGAGGUGGACAUGUAAACCCUGAAAGGGGGUGAUGGUGAGGGAGGAAACACUCCAAGUGUGCUGCUGGAAACAGACUCGCAGGAGGAGCUCUGAGAGCAAACCGAAGGACUGAGAGAGCCUGGAGACAAAGCUGGGGAACCUGAAGCGAUCCAAGCAUGCUGUGGCUUCUGGGGCUGAGCUGUGUGCUGUGCAUAGGAGGGAGAUCUGUGGCAGGACAGAGAGAUGGAGAGAUUAUCAGUCAGAUUAAAAUGACAAACCUCGCCCUGUCUGAGAUUAAAGAGCUGCUGAAACAACAGAUCAAAGAGAUAGUAUUCUUAAAGAACACGGUGAUGGAGUGUGAGGCCUGUGGGAUGGGCGGCAUACAGCCUCCUCCCUCCUCCCCAUGUGAGCCAAACCCUUGCCACCCGGGGGUGAAGUGUAUGGAGACCCCUCAGGGUGCUGAAUGUGGACCCUGCCCUGAAGGCAUGAAGGGGAAUGGUACACACUGCAGUGAUGUGGACGAGUGCACAGUGAAGCCCUGUCACAUGGGUGUUCGCUGUAUCAACACAUCGCCUGGUUUCCGCUGUGGCUCUUGUCCCGCCGGAUACACCGGGCCACAGGUCAAAGGUGUCGGCCUCGCCUACGCCACUGCCAACAAGCAGGUGUGCAAAGAUAUCAAUGAGUGUGAAGGUCCCAACAAUGGAAGUUGUGUAGAGAACUCUCUGUGUAUGAACACGCCUGGCUCCUACAGAUGUGGUCCCUGUAAGACCGGCUAUGUUGGGGAUCAACGGCGUGGCUGUAAGCUCGAGAGAGCUUGUGGUAAUGGUCAACCCAACCCCUGCCACGCCAGUGCCCAGUGCAUAGUCCAUAGAGAGGGGACUAUCGAGUGCCAGUGUGGGGUGGGCUGGGCUGGCAAUGGCUACCUCUGCGGUCCUGACACUGACAUCGAUGGUUUCCCCGACGAGAGGCUGAACUGUCCUGACAGGCACUGCAACAAGGAUAACUGCCUCACUGUGCCCAAUUCUGGCCAGGAGGACGCUGACAACGAUGGAAUUGGGGAUGCCUGUGAUGAGGAUGCAGAUGGGGACGGGAUCCUCAACGCACAGGAUAACUGUGUUCUGGUGCCCAACGUAGACCAGAGUAACAUUGAUGAGGACGACUUUGGUGAUGCUUGCGACAACUGCCGUGCGAUCAAAAACAACGACCAAAAGGACACAGAUGUGGACAAAUUUGGAGACGAAUGUGACGAGGACAUUGAUGGGGAUGGAAUCCCCAAUAACCUGGACAACUGCAAACGGGUUCCAAAUCUUGAUCAGAAAGAUCGAGACGGAGACAAAGUGGGCGACGCCUGCGACAGCUGCCCUUAUGUUCCCAACCCUGAUCAGAUGGACGCAGACAAUGACUUGAUCGGAGAUCCGUGUGACACCAACAAGGACAGUGAUGGCGAUGGUCACCAAGACUCUCGGGACAACUGCCCAGCUGUCAUCAACAGCUCUCAACUGGACACUGACAAAGAUGGAAUAGGAGACGAGUGUGAUGAUGAUGACGACAACGACGGUAUCCCUGACCUGCUGCCACCUGGUCCCGACAACUGCCGUCUGAUUCCAAACCCACUGCAGGAGGACUCUGACGGUGACGGCGUGGGCAAUAUAUGCGAGACCGAUUUUGACAACGACACUAUAAUCGACACCAUCGACGUUUGCCCAGAAAACGCCGAGGUCACCCUCACUGACUUCAGGGAGUACCAGACCAUCGUUUUAGAUCCUGAGGGAGACGCACAGAUUGAUCCCAACUGGGUAGUGCUGAACCAGGGAAGAGAGAUUGUCCAGACCAUGAACAGUGACCCUGGGCUGGCCGUUGGUUACACUGCUUUCAGCGGAGUGGACUUUGAAGGGACGUUUCAUGUAAAUACGGUGACUGAUGACGACUAUGCUGGCUUCAUCUUUGGCUACCAAGACAGCUCCAGUUUCUACGUGGUAAUGUGGAAACAGGUGGAACAGAUCUACUGGCAGGCAAAUCCAUUUCGAGCCGUGGCAGAACCCGGGAUCCAACUGAAGGCUGUAAAGUCGGACACAGGUCCGGGUGAGAACCUGAGGAACGCCCUGUGGCACACCGGUGAUACCAGCGAUCAGGUGAAACUCCUGUGGAAAGAUGCUCGCAAUGUUGGCUGGAAAGACAAGACUUCAUACCGCUGGUUCCUGCAGCACCGGCCCGCUGACGGUUACAUCAGAGUUCGGUUCUUUGAGGGUACUCAGAUGGUAGCGGACACAGGUGUCAUCAUAGAUGCCACCAUGAGAGGAGGCCGGCUUGGCGUAUUUUGCUUCUCCCAGGAGAACAUCAUCUGGGCCAACCUGCGCUACCGCUGCAAUGACACUCUUCCAGAAGACUUUGACACCUACAGAGCUCAGCAAGUCCAGAUUGUGGCCUGACGACAAUAAAUGAGCCCCAUCGGGGGUGAAGUCUCUUCAGUUUUAAGAAAAAAAACGAAGAAUUUGGACGAGAGCAGUAAAACUCUUAAUAAGGAUGCGGCCGCAUCGCAUGGAGUUCCUGGAAUGUUCAGAAAUUUCUGUUAUAUUGCUUUUUUUUACAGAUUAAUUAUAGAUUUUAGCUAAUUAUUUUGUACGAGUUAAUGUGAUAUUUUUAACAUUGAAAUUUACCGCUGGAUUAUCAUAAAACACAUUAGCUUCAUGUUGAAAAUACAUUAUUUUAGUGAAAUGGUCUCAUCCAAAGUUUCUUUUUGUGUAGACUCAUAAGUCUUUCAAUGGCACACUGACUUUCAAUUAAGUAAAAAUUCUUGUAUUACCAUUGUAUUCUUUGAGGGCUUCAAAAAAACAGAGGUAUGGAAACUUUCAACGUUGAAUAAAUAUUCAGA
Messenger RNA from Menidia menidia (Atlantic silverside), 2881 nucleotides. Lineage: Eukaryota; Metazoa; Chordata; Actinopteri; Atheriniformes; Atherinopsidae. The record is from the annotation of a GenBank genome assembly.